UAGUAAACAUACCUAAAUCCUAUCUUAUUGCCCUCACAUCACAUGAAUCUCAUAUCCUCCUUUAGAAAAUCCAACUACCUCUCCAUUCUCACUCGACAACAAACUCUUCUUAAACAAUUUGAAACCCCUUCUUCUCUCUCCCUCUCUCUAUAAAAUAGUAAACCCUUCUCUUUCUUUGCCCCUUCUCUCAAAAACAUAAGUGGAAUUCCAAAACACAAAAACACAUCAAAAUCCAAAAUGCCUUCGGAUCUUCAAAAAUCCUCCCUCCUACUUCAACGAUUCACCGAAACACCAACCGCCGCUACCGCCUAUAAACAGCCUUACCGCCACGCGACGGCCGCUCAUCAAGUCCCCGACAACGUGGCCCGCUACCACACCCACGCCGUGGGCCCCAACCAGACCUGCUCGGCCACGACGCAGCUCAUCUCAGCCCCCGUCGCCACCGUGUGGUCCGUGGUCCGGCGCUUCGACAACCCGCAGGCCUACAAGCAUUUCGUGAAGAGCUGCCACGUCAUCCUCGGCGACGGCGACGUCGGCACGCUGCGCGAGAUCCGCGUCAUCUCCGGCAUGCCGGCGGUCAGCAGCACCGAGCGCCUCGAGAUACUCGACGAGGAGCGCCACGUCAUCAGCUUCAGGAUCGUCGGCGGCGACCACCGCCUCGCCAACUACCGCUCCGUCACCACCCUCCACGCCGCCCCCAACGGCGCCGGCACCGUCGUCGUCGAGUCGUACGUCGUCGACGUGCCGCCAGGUAACACUGAGGAAGAGACCUGCGUCUUCGUCGACACCAUUGUUAGAUGCAACCUCCACUCUUUAGCUCACAUCGCCCAGAAUUUAUGCAGACGAAACUUAUCUUCGUAAAUUCCUUAAAUUUUUCUUUUUACUUCUUUUUUUGUUGGAAACAAAAAAAUCUUGAUUAUUGUAAAGUUAUGACAAGGAUUAUUUCAUGCGUGAGGUGACUAUUUGGAUCGUGUAAAAUAGAUGUUUGUUUUCAAUUGUUGAAGGCCGUUUCUUUCUA
Messenger RNA from Salvia miltiorrhiza (redroot sage), 1018 nucleotides. Its product is annotated as abscisic acid receptor PYL4-like. Gene Ontology annotation, molecular function: abscisic acid binding; signaling receptor activity; protein phosphatase inhibitor activity. The coding region runs from base 238 to 861 and encodes 207 amino acids. Gene Ontology annotation, cellular component: cytoplasm; nucleus. The transcript has a single exon. Gene Ontology annotation, biological process: abscisic acid-activated signaling pathway. The record is from RefSeq and is a predicted model, not a curated record. NCBI's taxonomy places the organism in Eukaryota, Viridiplantae, Streptophyta, Magnoliopsida, Lamiales, Lamiaceae.